CCCGAGGAUUCAACUGCCAUUGACGGUCUCCUGUUGAACGGUCUUUCGGUUUUCCCGCUUUUUAAUUUUUUGUCCACUCAUUGUCUCCCGGAGACCUCGCAAUAAUGGCUUCACAGGGUGUCAACGUCCUCCGCUACUCCGCUCUUGUGGCCGGUCUCGUCUACGGAGUCUACCACCAGUCGUCCCUCAACUCGGUCGCCAAGCGCGCUGAGGUCGAGCACGAGUACGCCCGCAAGGAGCGCCUGAUCGAGCAGGCUAAGGCCGAGUGGAAGAAGCGCACCCAGCCCCAGGAGACUCAGACACAAGCCACUGGCCUCAUCACCGACCCCGAGAACCCCAAAUUCGACCUCGAGGCAUUCUUGCAGGCCAAGGCUUAGUCGUCUUGAAUAAUGGAAAUGGUAUAGAGGAGGAAUGAUACGCAACUCCUUGCGGAACUCGCACCUCCCCCCAGGGUAUUAGAAGGGAUUUGCUCGGAUCCAUUUACUUGUACGAUUGUUUGGGGCCAAUUCCCCUUGAGUUGCAACAUUGCGAGCGAAAGACGGAAUGGUCUCUUUUUGAUUCGUUUUCUUUUUUUUUUCUCAUCGGUUUAGACGUUAUCAUUUGGGUCCUGUACAUACCCUGGGCUGUCGUGCGUCUGUACACUACAGUUUGGACCACAAGAAAGAGCAAAAGAUCGUUAUGCAUUCCGGCGUUACUUCGGCCUCC
Molecule: messenger RNA, 705 nt
Organism: Penicillium pulvis
Lineage: Eukaryota; Fungi; Ascomycota; Eurotiomycetes; Eurotiales; Aspergillaceae
Product: ATP synthase subunit e
Exons: 3
Coding region: 105-377 (90 amino acids)
Biological process (GO): proton motive force-driven ATP synthesis
Molecular function (GO): proton transmembrane transporter activity
Source: RefSeq, a predicted model, not a curated record